CCCUUCUCUUUACCCCACCAACAACUCCGAAGCAGCUCCGCAGAGCUCCAGCCGGAGUAUUCUGAACAGAGAUUCGUUUCGUCUAUACUUCUGCGAAAGAAGAACAGCUCACGCUUAGCCGCCUUCUCUUGUCCUCAUGUCCGCUUCCCAAAUUCCGAACCUCAACACUCUCCGUCGCGGCGGUGGUAGAGGAAGUCGUCUGAGAGGUCGCGGCGGCGGUUUGGCUUCAGGAGAUCAACACGGAACCGGGAGCAGUGCAGCGUCAGCGAAGGAUCGAGUCGUCCAGAACACGGACAAUGAUGCUAGCGUUUCGAGACUAAGCGCGGUGGAAUUGGGGUAUUUGGAAGAUCCGUUCGCGAAAGCAUUGACUGCGCCGGGGCCAGGCACGAGGCGAUUCCCGAUAAUAAACCGAGGGACAUAUGUUCGCACAGCCGCAAUUGAUAUCCUCGUCUCCCGAUUCCUUCGUUCUCCAGAUGGACAACCGCCACGAAAGAAGCAGAUUAUAUCCCUGGGUGCAGGCUCAGACACGCGUGUUUUUAGGCUUCUGUCUCGUGUACCACACACAGAUAUUAUAUAUCAUGAGUUAGACUUCCCUGCCAACACAGCAGGAAAGAUUAAGGCCAUUCGAGCGUCGCCGUUGCUACAAAAAGCGCUGAGUAUAGGAAAAGCGGAGGACCUGACAAUCUCGGAGGCAGGAGAUGCGCUUCAUUCUCCAUCUUAUCAUAUCCAUCCCAUUGAUCUGCGCUCUCUUGCUUCGUCAGCUCUGUCAUCGUCGGAAUCCGGCUCAGGGUCGCUAUUACUACAAGGCGUUGAUACAUCACUUCCCACCCUACUUCUGUCAGAAUGCUGCCUUAUCUACCUAUCUCCGGCAGAAGCAGACGGCGUAGUUGAUUACUUCACAAAGACUCUCUUUCGUUCUUCGAACAACUCUGGCCCCGCCACACCCACGCAAGACUCGCCGUCACCAGCUUCAGAGCCACCAACUGUACCCUUGGGAAUAGUUAUAUACGAACCUAUUCGGCCAGAUGAUCCAUUCGGUAACACCAUGGUGUCGAACCUGGCAACACGCGGUAUCCAGCUACAGACACUACACAAGUACGCAUCGUUAAAUGCGCAGCGACAACGACUCCAGGACCACGGCUUCAAUGAAGGCCAAGAGGUGGCAGAUAUCGACUUCAUCUGGGAGCGUUGGGUGAGUGAUGCGGAGAAGGAGCGGGUUUCUGGACUGGAAAUGCUGGACGAAGUGGAGGAGUGGAGGCUGUUGGCGCAACACUACUGUAUCGUUUGGGGCUGGAGAGAAGGCCCCGGGUCAGAUGGAGUGUUUGAUGGGUGGAAGGAGAUUGAGGCACAGCAUGAGAAGUGAGCUCCUCUAGGGACGACGUGGGCUGGACUCCAUUGAUACCAUUUUAUACCUGAAUUCCCCGUAACUAUUGCAUGCAUUCAACAUGAAUGUAGUAAUGUACAGAAGUCAUUGGAACGUUUUAUCCGAUCACGUGCAGACCUAUGUCGAUACAACGACACCUCAUCCUUAUCUACC
Paecilomyces variotii is the source of this 1537-nucleotide messenger RNA. RefSeq names its product leucine carboxyl methyltransferase superfamily. The transcript is spliced from 2 exons. Bases 137 to 1363 code for a protein of 408 amino acids. The record is from RefSeq and is a predicted model, not a curated record. NCBI's taxonomy places the organism in Eukaryota, Fungi, Ascomycota, Eurotiomycetes, Eurotiales, Thermoascaceae. Gene Ontology annotation, molecular function: protein C-terminal leucine carboxyl O-methyltransferase activity. Gene Ontology annotation, biological process: C-terminal protein methylation.